CCCACCAUGACCCUCCGCCGAUCAUCCAGCCCGACUCUGGCUCCCAUGCUGCUGGCCAUGCUCCUGGGUGGCCCAGUGCUGGCCUCAGAGAUUGUGGGUGGCCGGCCAGCCCAGGCCCACGCUUGGCCCUUCAUGGUGUCCCUGCAGCGACGUGGAGGUCACUUCUGUGGUGCCACACUCAUCGCCAGGAACUUCGUCAUGUCCGCAGCCCACUGCGUGAAUGGCCUGAACUUCCAGUCCGUGCAGGUCGUGCUGGGGGCCCACAACCUGCGGCGGCGACAGGAGCCCACAAGACAGACCUUCUCUGUGCAGCAGAUCUUCGAGAACGGCUUCGACCCCACGCGUCUGGUGAACGACAUCGUGAUCCUCCGGCUCAAUGGCUCAGCCACCAUUAACGCCAACGUGCAGGUGGCCCAGCUGCCUGCCCAGGGCCGUGGCGUGGGUAACGGAACUUCAUGCCUGGCCAUGGGCUGGGGCAGGCUGGGCACCAACCGACCGUCACCGAAUGUGCUCCAAGAGCUCAAUGUGACCGUGGUGACGAACUUCUGCCGCCGCCGUUUGAAUGUGUGCACGCUGGUGCCAAGGCGGAGAGCAGGCAUCUGCUUCGGGGACUCUGGAGGACCCUUGGUCUGUAACGGGCUUGUCCAAGGCAUCGACUCCUUCAUCCGUGGAGGCUGCGGGUCUGGACUGUACCCAGAUGCCUUCGCACCUGUGGCUGAGUUCGCAGACUGGAUCAAUUCCAUUAUCCGCAGGCAUGACGACCACCCCCAUACCCACCCCAGAGACCCCGAGAGCAGGACUGUCUAGGACCUGCCUGCCCCCCAAUGCUGUCAGCCUAAGCUGCUUGUGGCAGCCGUCAAUAAAAGCAACAUUUCCUUUGUACACUGGGUCUGGUGUUUGUUGACUGUGCCACAGAACUUAGAAUGCUACCACUGCCUUGUGAGGGGCACCUGCGGACUUGGCCACCCAGUUGGCGGGGCAAAGUCACAGCAGGAGGCAUGUACAAAAGGAUGUCAGUGAGGUGGCCCUUUUUGGUUUCUGUUCCCCAAAACCCACAUUCAGCUAGGUCUCAGCACUCAGGACACUGAGGCAGCAGGAUUGCCAUGAGUUUGACGACAGCCUGGCCUAAGAGUGAGCGUCUGCUGCUCCUGUAGGGGACCUGGGUUCCCACAUGGUGGCUCACAACUACCUAU
Molecule: messenger RNA, 1193 nt
Organism: Peromyscus californicus insignis
Lineage: Eukaryota; Metazoa; Chordata; Mammalia; Rodentia; Cricetidae
Product: neutrophil elastase
Exons: 5
Coding region: 7-807 (266 amino acids)
Biological process (GO): proteolysis; acute inflammatory response to antigenic stimulus
Molecular function (GO): serine-type endopeptidase activity
Source: RefSeq, a predicted model, not a curated record